Messenger RNA from Pteropus alecto (black flying fox), 2041 nucleotides. It is a transcript of the gene ZGPAT, whose product is annotated as zinc finger CCCH-type and G-patch domain containing. Bases 243 to 1796 code for a protein of 517 amino acids. Gene Ontology annotation, biological process: negative regulation of DNA-templated transcription; regulation of transcription by RNA polymerase II. NCBI's taxonomy places the organism in Eukaryota, Metazoa, Chordata, Mammalia, Chiroptera, Pteropodidae. Gene Ontology annotation, molecular function: RNA polymerase II cis-regulatory region sequence-specific DNA binding; metal ion binding; DNA-binding transcription factor activity, RNA polymerase II-specific. The transcript has 7 exons. Gene Ontology annotation, cellular component: nucleus. The record is from RefSeq and is a predicted model, not a curated record.
GCCCCCGCGGCAGGCACUUCCGGCGGCCGCGGCGCUUGGGAGGAAGUGCGGGUCGGCGGCGAGGGCGGAAGCCGGGCGCCGGGCCGCUCUAGCCGACGAGGGCGGCGGACUCUCUAUGACUCGGCUUGGAGACUGCGCGGAGGAGGUUCCCGGCCAAGGGCGCGGGGCGCGGUCUGGGCGACGGGGCCCGGCCCGGAGGUGACAGCUCCGCUCCCAGGCCUCGGCUCUGACGACCCUGCAGAAUGGACGAGGACAGCCUGCAGGCCGCCCUCCACACCUAUGACGCGCAGCUGCAGCAGGUGGAGCUGGCCCUGGGCGCCGGCCUGGAUCCCUCCGAGCUGGCGGACCUGCGCCAGCUGCAGGGGGACCUGAAGGAGCUGAUCGAGCUCACGGAGGCCAGCCUGGUGUCUGUCCGAAAGAGCAAGCUGCUGGCUGCACUGGAUGGAGCGCAGCCAGCUCAGGACGGCACUGAGUACCCGGCUCUCCAGAAGGCCGGUGAGGUGCCACUAGCCUCCAGGGCAGAAUUGGAAACUGUCCCCGACAGAGGCGCAGAGCCAGAGCCCACCAAGCCUGGGCAGGUGGAAGACGAAGGACAGGACGCGGAGGACGAAAGGGGGGACUCGGAGGACGAGGGAGAGCUGAGUGGACAGAAGGUGAACGCCCCUUACUACAGCCCGUGGGGCACCCUGGAGUAUCACAACGCCAUGGUCGUGGGCACGGAGGAGGCCGCCGAUGGCUCGGCCGGCGUCCGCGUGCUCUACCUGUACCCCACCCACGCAUCCCUGAAGCCCUGCCCGUUCUUCCUGGAGGGGAGGUGCCGGUUCAAGGAGAACUGCAGGUUCUCCCACGGGCAGGUGGUCCCUGUGGCCGAGCUGCGUCCCUUCCAGGAGCCAGACCUCAGCUCCCUGCAGGCCGGCUCUGCGUGUCUGGCCAAGCAGCAGGAUGGUCUCUGGUACCCGGCACGGGUCACGGAUGUGGACAGCGGCUACUACACCAUCAGGUUCGACUCGCUGCCGCUGCAGGAGGCCGUGGUGGAGGGGGGUGCCAUCCUGCCCCCACUGCGUGCGGAGUCCACGGCCUCCUCGGGCUCAGACAGCAGCGAUGUGGACGACCCCAGCUACGCCAAAGUGCUAGAGCCCGGUGCUGCUGAUCCUGGGGCCUGUAGCUCCGCCUUCGCGGGCUGGGAGGUGCACACACGGGGCAUAGGCUCCAAGCUGCUCGCCAAGAUGGGCUACGAGUUCGGCAAAGGUCUGGGCCGCCACGCAGAGGGCCGGGUGGAGCCCAUCCACGCAGUGGUGCUUCCUCGGGGCAGGUCUCUGGACCAGUGUGCCAAGGUCCUGCAGCAGACAGCCAAGGGCCGCAAGGCUGGCACCAGCAGGCCCCCAAAGUGCCGGGGCCGAGCGGGCAGCCCUAGGGGCCGCCCGCCCCCUCGGAGCGUGUUCGACUUUCUGAACGAGAAGCUGCAAGGCGAGGCUCCCAGGGCCCCAGAUGCAGGGGUGGCCCCCGCAGGGAGGUGCAGCGGCAAGGAGCUGUACCACGCCAGCAGGAGCACCAAGCGGGCCCUGAGCCUGCGGCUCUUCCAGACUGAGGAGAAGAUCGAGCAGGCCCAGCGGGACAUCCGAGGCAUCCAGGAGGCCCUCGCCCGCAACGCCGGCCGGCACAGCGUGACAGUGGCCCAGCUGCAGGAGAAGCUGGCAGGAGCCCAGCGGCAGCUGGGGCAGCUCCGGGCCCAGGAGGCGGGCCUGCAGAGGGAGCAGAGGAAGGCAGACACCCACAAGAAGAUGACAGAGUUCUAGAGUCACACACGCACCACGGAAGAGCCAGUGUCACCCAACUACCAGAAGCCACCAGGGGAGGGGCUGGCCCACUCCCAGGCCAGACUUCGUGGUCAGCCUUCUCGCCAGCCGGGGGGCGUGUGGACACCGCUCAGUGGAGAUGGGUUGCAGGGUCACUUGGUGCUCAUGUGCCCGCUGAGCCUGCCCGCCCGCGUCCCGGGAGUCUGCUUAGCAAGGACGGACAUUAAAAUGAUUGUGCUGAGGUG